Biomphalaria glabrata is the source of this 1597-nucleotide messenger RNA. Its product is annotated as gastrula zinc finger protein xLCGF3.1-like. The transcript is spliced from 2 exons. Bases 459 to 1442 code for a protein of 327 amino acids. The record is from RefSeq and is a predicted model, not a curated record. NCBI's taxonomy places the organism in Eukaryota, Metazoa, Mollusca, Gastropoda, Planorbidae.
UCUAGAUAUAAAAUAUAAAAUAUAAUAUUUAGAUAGAUCUAGAUCUAGACUCUAUAAUUCUAUAUAGUAUAUAUUCUAUAGGUUUGUGUGCACAUUGUAAACUUCAAUGCUUUCAUUUGCACAUUAGAUUCUAACAUUUGUGUUAAGAUUUAAACUUGGCCUAGAACUGAAUUACUUAUUAAGAUCUCUGCAUUCAAUGAUUCAUACACAUUACACACAACUCAGUGAGUUUAACAAGUCCAGCACAUGUUUGUACUACGGAGCAGAUGAACAGCUUGAAUACAAAUUCUAAAAAUAGAUGGUAUGAAAAGAGCAAAAGAUGAACAUAACUUCAAAAGUGCAUUGUGCAAUAGAGAAUGUAUACGAGUGAAUAAUUUUAUCUCAUACACAAACGCAACGGUUUCAAUGCUCUGUGCUAGGAAGAGUUUAGCAGACAAUAACAGUUCAAGAAACACAAAAUGGCUCGUCAUAGACAAAAGUUCAAAUGUAAUUUGUGUAAUGGUUUUUUUUGUUCAUUGUUAACAUUAAAAAAUCACUUUUCGGUUCACACUGGGGAAAAACCUUUUCAGUGUUAUCACUGUAACAAAAAGUUUAGAAAUAUUUUAAAGUUAAAACAACAUUUAUCCUUUCAUCUACUUCAUCUGCGAUUUAAAUGUUCUUUUUGCGAUAAAGGAUAUUUCAUCAAGUCACAAUUACAAGAGCAUAUGCUGACUCAUAGUAUUCAGAUGAACAAUUUUCAGUAUCCAGUGCACUGUCAAAUUUGCAAUAAAGGGUUCAGAAAAUCAAGCCUCUUAAAAUCACAUAUGGUUUCUCAUACUGGAGAGAAACCAUUUAAAUGUGACGAAUGCAGCAAAGAGUUUAGUUCUAGAACAUCUUUGAAGGAGCAUGCUUUUCGUCAUACUGGGGAUAAACCAUUUCAGUGUGACUUUUGCAAAAAAGGUUUUCCAAAACAUUCCCACUAUAAAAGGCACAUUCUAGUUCAUUCAAACGAGCGACCAUUUCAAUGUGACAUUUGUUUUAAAAGGUUUAAAGGAAGCGAUGCUAGGAAACGACAUUCUCAGAUUCAUUGUAAAGAAACACCAUUUCAAUGUAGCCUGUGCAAUCAAAGAUUUAGAUUUAAAGCAAAUUUAUUAUCACACCAUAAGCAAGCUCACCAAGAUUGUAACAAAGGAAAAUGUUUUAAAUGUGUUUUGUGUAAUCAGGUUUAUGUAUGGAAGAUAUCAAUCCAAUGGCACCUGAAACAUCACAUCAGCGACAGGACAGAGCUCAGAUGUUUAUUGUGCAAUAAAGUUUUUUCCAACCCAUCUUCUUUGAAAGGCCAUAUCACGCAUCACUUAAGAGAAAAGGCGUUUGUAUGUGCACUGUGCAAUAAAAGCUUUGGCUACAGGAAUAAUUUAAGACAACACAUACAAUCUCAUGUGAUAAAGAGGAAAGUAAGAUGAACUAUAGAUCCUUAUAAUUUAAAAUUAGACAAUUUUGAUUUGGGGACCGCGUUUCACUGUAUUUGCAUGUCUUUGACAGUCAAGAAGUUUUGAACAUAAUACAUUCACUUUGGACAUAAUACAUUCACUUUGGACAUAAUACAUUCACUUUGGAC